This is a messenger RNA of Sinocyclocheilus rhinocerous, 1967 nucleotides long. It is a transcript of the gene calcrla, whose product is annotated as calcitonin receptor-like a. Lineage: Eukaryota; Metazoa; Chordata; Actinopteri; Cypriniformes; Cyprinidae. The record is from RefSeq and is a predicted model, not a curated record. The coding region runs from base 146 to 1573 and encodes 475 amino acids. Gene Ontology annotation, molecular function: calcitonin receptor activity; adrenomedullin receptor activity; calcitonin gene-related peptide receptor activity. Gene Ontology annotation, cellular component: plasma membrane. Gene Ontology annotation, biological process: adenylate cyclase-activating G protein-coupled receptor signaling pathway; cell surface receptor signaling pathway; angiogenesis. The transcript has 13 exons.
AUAUUGUUACAUUGUUUCAUGCCAUCGUGACGUCGCGAAGGAAAGUAAUGACCGUUUGUGUUUUUAAAUAACAAGACUUGCGCGUUCGUUUUUAUCUCCAGAACACCUUGGAUUUAAUCUACAGAUCGAUAGUGAGUCGUUGGAAAUGCCAAAGAAGAUGACAGCUAGCUGCUGGAUGAUCUGUCUGUUUCUGCUGGGAUCUGUCACAGAGUUCAUUGUUUUAGCCAGUCCUGAGGUAAAUGAAAGCCAGCAACAACAUCCUCAAAAUGUGUACCAUGACAUCGGUGUUACCAGAAACAAGAUUGUGACGGCACAGUUCGAGUGCUAUCAGAAGAUUAUGAAGGACAACAGUCAAGACAAAAGAGCUGGCCCGGUAUGCAACAGGACCUGGGAUGGAUGGUUGUGUUGGGACGACACAGAGGCUGGUGUCACCUCUGAGCAGCACUGCCCUGACUAUUUCCAGGACUUUGACCCUACAGAAAUGGUCACCAAAAUAUGUACAGAAAGCGGGCAGUGGUUCUUGCAUCCUGAGAGUAACCGCACAUGGACAAAUUUCACCAGAUGUAAUUUGCUCACUACUGAAGGACGCAGGACCGCAAUGAAUUUGUUCUACUUGGCGCUAAUAGGUCAUGGGCUCUCUUUAACAUCUUUGUUAAUCUCACUAGGCAUAUUCUUUAAUUUCAAGAGUUUGAGCUGCCAGAGAAUUACCCUGCACAAAAACCUUUUCUUGUCCUUUGUAUUAAACUCCAUCAUCACUAUCAUUUGGUUAACAGCAGUGGCAAACAACCAAGAACUGGUUCAGGAAAACCCAAUCAGCUGCAAAGUAUCCCAGUUUAUCCAUCUGUACAUCUUUGGAUGCAACUACUUCUGGAUGCUUUGUGAAGGGAUUUACUUGCACACACUCAUUGUUGUGGCAGUUUUUGCUGAAAAACAGCAUUUAAUGUGGUACUACCUUCUUGGAUGGGGUUUCCCACUUAUACCCGCUACAAUACAUGCUGUAGCCAGAAGUUAUUACUACAAUGAUAAUUGUUGGGUCAGCUCAAGCACUUUUCUGCUAUACAUUAUUCAUGGCCCUAUCUGUGCAGCACUGCUGGUGAACUUGUUCUUUCUGCUAAACAUCGUACGAGUUAUCAUCACCAAACUGAAAGUGACGCAUCAUGCAGAGUCUAGUCUGUAUAUGAAAGCUGUCCGCGCCACGCUCAUUCUGGUUCCACUGCUGGGCAUCCAAUACGUUCUCCUCCCAUACAAACCUGGGGGACGCGUUUCUGCUGAAAUCUACGACUACAUUAUGCAUAUCCUAAUGCAUUAUCAGGGACUGUUGGUGGCCACAAUCUUCUGCUUUUUCAACGGAGAGGUCCAAGCGGUUUUGAGAAGGCACUGGAAUCAGUACCGCAUACAGUUUGGAAGCACCAUCAUACAGUCUGAUGCUUUGAGGUCUGCGUCGUACACUGCAUCCUCCAUUACGGAGGUCCAGGGCUGUUACAGCAUCGACGGCCACACAGAACACUUGAAUGGCAAAAACUGCCAUGACACUGACAACAGCACCUUAAAACCAGAGAAUCCCUUUGCCUGAUGCCACUGAAUGUGGCAGUAUGCCGCUUUAAAAAAUAAAUAAAUAAACUGUUGGAUAUAGCGACAGCUGUCACAUGGCUGACUUGGACCUUUUUACCCAUAAUUCACUGCUCUAUCUCUCUGAAGGGUGGAGAAAAGGCAUUUCUCCUAGAAUUUACACUGAAAAACAUUUUGCUACCUUCAUUUAAUGUUAAGUGGAUAUAAGCAUUACUGGCCUGGUCUUUGUACUUUACAGUAUUUUAGUUUGCGCAACUGCUGUGCACAGUGGAAUUAAGUGUAAAUAUUCAGUUCUUUUGUCAGAUUUCAUGUGUAAUGCACUUUGUCUUAUAUUUGUCCCUGUGAUGAUAAAAAUGAAUUAUAAAUCUAAUCCAAGUGAUGAUCACACUAAUAGGAAA